Molecule: messenger RNA, 851 nt
Organism: Pangasianodon hypophthalmus (striped catfish)
Lineage: Eukaryota; Metazoa; Chordata; Actinopteri; Siluriformes; Pangasiidae
Gene: sdhaf2
Product: succinate dehydrogenase complex assembly factor 2
Exons: 4
Coding region: 133-612 (159 amino acids)
Biological process (GO): mitochondrial electron transport, succinate to ubiquinone; mitochondrial respiratory chain complex II assembly; protein-FAD linkage
Cellular component (GO): mitochondrion
Source: RefSeq, a predicted model, not a curated record
AUUUUGAGAACCAAAGAGAACUACAUGUCCCGAGAAGCUGCUCGGCGAUGACGUCAUACGGACAAAUCAGAAGCCGGAGUCUCAUCCGGGGAUUUUUCUGUGUUAGCAUUCGCUUAUGAAAGACGGGCCAUAAUGCUCUCAGCAGCAAUAAGGAGCACUCUCCUGCAUGGCGUUCGGUCUCCUCUGCGUUCAGCCGUUCCGGUGUCAGUGCUGAGUCGGUCUUACCGCGGUGAAGCUCCAGAGUCGGAGCAGGUCGAGAUCCCACUGCCUCCAUGGGAGGAGAAGAAAAACGAGCCGGUAGACAUCAAGAGGAAGCGCCUGCUGUAUGAGAGUAGGAAGAGAGGCAUGCUGGAGAACUGCAUCCUGCUCAGCCUUUUUGCCAAGCGGCACCUGGAGAGCAUGAGCGAAUCGCAGCUGCGACAGUACGACCGCCUCAUCAACGAGCCGAGUAACGACUGGGACAUCUACUACUGGGCAACAGAAGCGAAACCUACCCCAGAUGUCUAUCAGGGAGAAGUCAUGGACCUGCUGAAGGAGUUCACCAAGAACAGAGAGAUGGAGCAGAGACUGGAUGCCCCAAACCUCGAGUACCUCGAUAAAAGCAGCCAGUGAGGUCUUUAUUCUCCUGCUGCGCUGCUGCGAAUGUGGCUCGUGACCAGUGGGCGGUGUGUUAAGAGAGUGUGUUAAGUACGCAAGGCUGAGGUAUUGUAUUACCCGAUGGGCCAGAAGAGAGAUUCAUUUGUGACCCGUGACAGUUGGACUGAGAGGUUUAUUACUUGUAUUUAGCUUGUACAGUGAUUAUAAUGUGAAACUCUGGAUUGUCAUAUUAAAGAUGAAGAUGAUGAUGAUGA